GCCGGGUGGAGGGCCAGUCUGGGCAGGGAGCUGUCUCUGCCCCUCUCGGGCUCCGGCUUAGGCUGCAGUUUCAGAGCUGUCCAGAAAGCGAUUUUAUUACUAUUAUUCUUAUCUUUUCCAAAGAAUGACUGGCAUAGAAGCAUAAUCCUCUCAUACUCCGGAGUUGCACUACAUUCUCCUGAAUCCUGGGUCUCGUGAUCGUCAUGCUGUGAUGUGUGCGGAGGGAGAAAUUGAAAAGAAAAAGGAAGAAGGGAAGGCAGAAAAGAAAGAAAGAAAAAGAAAGGAAGGAAGGAAAAGAAGGAAAGAAAAUACAACUUACAAACUGUCAAAUCUUACAGAGGUUAUGUGCCUUCUGCCAACUUAUUGCUCAAGUGUUUCGGCUCCAUGUUGGAGCUUUGAGAUGAUAGUGGAAGUUCUCAUUGCUAGAAAUUUGGAUUAGACUCAGGUCAUCACCUACAUAACUUGCAUCUGACUGCAUUUUGGACAUGACUGAGGCUCUUCAAUGGGCCAGAUAUCACUGGCAGCGGCUAACCGGUGGCACAAACAGGGAUAGGGAUGACAAUGAGAGGCCAUACAGCUAUUCCUCGCUAUUUGCCUGCGGGUGCAAAUCUUCUCAAACCCCCAAACCAACAGGAAAGCACCGGGUUGUUGUUCCUCAUCUCAGGCCCUUCAAGGAGGAAUAUGAAAAGUUCACUGGAACCUACGUGAAUAAUCGAAUCCGAACAACAAAAUACACGCUUCUAAAUUUUGUGCCAAGAAAUUUAUUUGAACAGUUUCACAGGGUCGCCAAUUUAUAUUUCCUGUUUCUAGUUGUCCUGAACUGGGUGCCUUUGGUAGAAGCCUUCCAGAAGGAAAUUACAAUGCUGCCUUUGGUAGUGGUCCUCACUAUCAUUGCAAUUAAAGAUGGCUUGGAAGAUUACCGAAAAUACAAAAUUGACAAACAGAUCAACAACUUAGUAACCAAAGUUUAUAGUAGGAAAGAGAAAAAAUAUGUUGACCAAUGUUGGAAAAAUGUUACAGUUGGGGACUUUAUUCGCCUUUCCUGUAAUGAGGUCAUUCCGGCAGAUAUGGUCUUACUUUUCUCCACUGAUCCAGAUGGAAUCUGUCACAUUGAGACUUCUGGUCUUGAUGGAGAGAGCAAUUUAAAACAGAGACAGGUGGUUCGAGGAUAUGCAGAGCAGGACUCUGAAGUUGACCCUGAGAAAUUUUCCAGUAGGAUAGAAUGUGAAAGUCCAAACAAUGACCUUAACAGAUUCCGAGGCUUCUUAGAACAUUCCAACAAAGAACGAAUGGGUCUCAGCAAAGAAAAUUUAUUACUUAGAGGAUGCACCAUUAGAAACACAGAAGCAGUUGUGGGCAUUGUGGUUUAUGCAGGCCAUGAAACCAAAGCAAUGCUGAACAACAGCGGUCCAAGAUACAAACGCAGUAAAUUAGAAAGAAGAGCAAAUACAGAUGUCCUCUGGUGUGUCCUGCUUUUGGUUGUGAUGUGUCUAACUGGUGCAUUGGGUCAUGGAAUCUGGCUGAGUAGAUACGAGAAUGUACCCUUUUUUAAUAUCCCAGAGCCUGAUGGGCAUGUCAUAUCACCAGUGUUGGCAGGAUUCUACAUGUUUUGGACCAUGAUCAUUUUGUUACAGGUCUUGAUUCCCAUUUCUCUCUAUGUUUCUAUUGAAAUUGUGAAGCUUGGGCAAAUAUAUUUUAUUCAAAGUGAUGUGGACUUCUAUAAUGAGAAAACGGAUACAACAGUUCAGUGCAGAGCCCUGAACAUCACUGAAGAUCUUGGACAGAUUCAGUACCUCUUUUCUGAUAAGACAGGGACCCUCACUGAGAAUAAGAUGGUUUUUAGAAGAUGCAGUGUGGCAGGCUUUGAUUACUGUCAUGAAGAAAAUGCCAAGAGGUUAGAGUCCUACCAAGAAGCUCUCUCUGAAGAUGAAGAUUGUGUGGACACUCGUGCAGACACUCCCUAUGGCUCCCUCAACAAUAUGGUGAAGCUGAAGGCUCCUAGCUGCGGGGCAGUUCAUAAUGGGCCUUUGGGAAGUAAAUCCUCGAAUUAUCUUGCUGAGAGCUGUUUUGCACUAGGAAGUGGAGAAGGAGCCAGUGAAGUGCAUCAUUCCAGACAGGCUGCUUUCAGUAGCCCCAUUGAAACAGAUGUGGUACCAGAUACAAGACUUCUGGAGAAAUUCAGUCAGAUUAGUCCCCAGCUCUUUACCCCACCAGACGAGGCUAUCUCAGAUCCACCACUAGAGACUUUGUACAUCAUUGACUUCUUUAUUGCUUUGGCAAUUUGCAAUACAGUUGUUGUUUCUGCUCCGAAUCAACCUCGGCAAAAGGUUGGACUUUCUUCACUGAGUAUAAUGCCCAUUAAGUCAUUAGAAGAAAUUAAAAAUCUUUUCCAAAGGUUGUCUGUUCGAAGAUCAAGUUCCCCUUCUCUUGCCAGUGGCAAAGAACUUUCUGGGGUCCCAAACCCCUUUGUGAGUAAACUCUCUCUCUUCAGUCGAAUGAAGCUGGCUUCACCCGUGGAGGAAGAGGUCUCCCCGACAAGUGAGAGUCUCCAAGGCUCUAGCACUUCAGCUUGCCCUUCAGAAAUAGAAAAACCAGAUAGUGAUGCAGGCGUCACAAAUGUCAAAGUGGAGUCCCUCCCAGGACAGCCUUUGGCCUCCAACCUAUGUUAUGAGGCUGAGAGCCCAGAUGAAGCAGCCCUCGUGUAUGCUGCCAGGGCUUACCGGUGCACUUUGCAGUCCCGGACACCAGAACAGGUCAUGGUGGACUUCACCGCUUUGGGACCAUUAACAUUUCAACUCCUACACAUCCUGCCCUUUGACUCAGUGAGGAAAAGAAUGUCUGUUGUGGUCCGGCACCCCCUUUCCAAUCAAGUUGUGGUGUACACAAAAGGUGCUGAUUCUGUAAUCAUGGAGUUGCUCUCUGUGUCUGAACCAGAUGGAGGAAAUCUGGAAAAACAACAGAUGAUAAUAAGAGAGAAAACCCAGGAACAUUUGGACAACUAUGCCAAACGAGGCCUACGCACUUUAUGUAUAGCAAAGAAGGUCAUGAGUGACAGUGAAUAUGCAGAGUGGCUGAGGAACCAUUUUUUAGCUGAAACCAGCAUUGACAACAGGGAAGAAUUACUACUUGAAUCUGCUAGGAGGUUGGAGAACAAAUUAACAUUACUUGGUGCUACUGGCAUUGAAGACCGUUUGCAAGAGGGAGUCCCCGAGUCUAUAGAGGCCCUUCACCAAGCCGGGAUCAAGAUCUGGAUGCUGACAGGGGACAAGCAGGAGACAGCUGUCAACAUUGCUUACGCAUGCAGACUCCUGGAGCCAGAUGACAAGUUUUUUGUCCUCAAUACCCAAAGUAAAGAUGCCUGUGCGAUGCUGAUGGGCACAAUUUUGAAAGAACUUAAGAAGAAUUCAGCCUCUUCAAAGCAGGCAUCAUUAAAUGCAGCCAUCCACCAACCUCUUGCCUCCCAGGACUCAGGGCCUCGGGCUGGACUCAUCAUCACAGGGAAGACCCUAGAAUUUGCCUUACAGGAGGAUCUGAAGAAGCAGUUCCUGGAACUGACUGCUUGUUGCCAGGCUGUGGUCUGCUGCCGAGCCACACCUCUGCAGAAAAGUGAGGUGGUGAAACUGGUACGCAACCAUCUUCAAGUGAUGACCUUGGCCAUUGGUGAUGGUGCCAAUGAUGUUAGCAUGAUACAAGUGGCAGACAUUGGAAUAGGCAUCUCAGGUCAAGAAGGCAUGCAGGCUGUGAUGGCCAGUGACUUUGCUGUUUCUCAGUUUAAACAUCUUCAAAAGCUCCUUCUUGUCCAUGGGCACUGGUGUUACACACGCCUUUCCAACAUGAUUCUCUAUUUUUUCUACAAGAAUGUGGCCUAUGUGAACCUCCUUUUCUGGUACCAGUUCUUCUGUGGGUUUUCAGGAACAUCUAUGACUGACUAUUGGGUUUUGAUUUUCUUCAACCUCCUUUUCACAUCGGCCCCGCCUGUCAUCUAUGGUGUUUUGGAGAAAGAUGUCUCUGCAGAAACCCUUAUGCAACUGCCUGAACUUUACAAGAGCGGUCAGAAAUCAGAGGCAUACUUACCUCUCACCUUCUGGAUCACUUUGCUGGAUGCCUUUUAUCAAAGCCUGGUCUGCUUCUUUGUGCCUUACUAUACUUACCAGGGAUCAGACAUUGAUAUCUUUACAUUUGGAAAUCCCCUGAACACAGCUGCUCUGUUCAUCAUUCUUCUUCACUUGGUAAUUGAAAGCAAGAGUUUGACUUGGAUCCACAUGUUGGUCAUUAUUGGUAGUGUCUUAUCUUAUUUUUUCUUCGCGUUGAUUUUUGGAGCCUUGUGUGUAACUUGCAACCCACCAUCGAACCCGUAUUGCAUUAUGCAAAAGCACAUGCUGGACCCAGUGUUCUACUUAGUUUGUGUCCUCACAACCUGUGUUGCUCUUCUGCCCAGGUUUAUAUACCGAAUUCUUCAGGGAUCCUUAUUUCCAUCUCCAAUUCUGAAGGCUAAGCACUUUGACAAACUGACUCCAGAGGAGAGGAGUGAAGCUCUCAAGAAGUGGAGAACAGCUGGAAAAGUGAAUCAGAUAACAGCUGGAAAAGUGAAUCAGAUGGCCACAGAGUAUAACCCUGGCCUUGUGAGGGAGCAGACCUGUGACUGACUCUGCUCUUGGCAAUGAUGUCAGCAUCUUGUGCUAUUGAGCAAAGCAACUUACCUGUACAUGAAACUGUUUCAGACUCAGACUGCACUGAAAUGAAGGCCUUGGGGGAUGGCCAGACCCUGAAAAAACAAUAACAACAACAAAAAAAAUAUAUACCCUCCUUGGAAUUUGUAAGUAUUCCUUCAAGUUUGGAACAGACUUUGAAGAGGCACUUCUACCAAGCAAGAAGGACUUGGCUUUUUCCUUAAGAAAUAACACAUUUUACUGGAAUAGGAGAAGCCAAUAUGAUGAUCUUUAUCCUAUACUUAUAGCCACAUGUGUAAAAGAGGCUAACACAUGACCCGGACAGAGUUUAAAGGAGUAAAAUCCUUAGUUCAAAAUUGAAUGCUUUUGUGAAACUUUUUGGAUUUCAUAAAAGCAUUUAUAGUUGUCUUAAGAAUGCAAAACAAUUUCAAGCAGGUUUAUUUGAGAUCUCUGGGAGAUAAUCUGAUUCUAGGAAAAAUGCAUUAAAUGAGGCUCUCAUUCUAACUUUUUUUUAAAUUAAGAACAAAAGAGUGCUGUUUAAGUUAUUAUUCAAAACUCAGAAGAGACUCCAUGUGGAAAAAAGAAACUAUAGAAGCUUAAUUUCCUGGGGGGGAAUCCUAAGAGACUUUAAACAAUAAUGUACCUAAGAUAUGACAACAAAGGCACUAUUUGGAAUGUAGUUAGUAAUUAUUAAUAGCUUUUUCUUCUCUAGAGAGAAGAAAAGAGAGAAGCUAUUGGUUUUCUGACAGGAGGUGGCAGACAAGCCUCACUUCAUUUCAGUGUUCUUCUGAGAUGGAGUCUUCAUUGGCAAAGUCAGAGGGGAUGACAGGAUUCUCAUUGGAACUUGUUCUUUCUGAGCUUUCAGUCAAAAGAAGACCUUCUAUGUGGUCCUGCCUUGGUGCAUAUACUAUAACUGGGAAAUAGGACUGAUAUAUAAGGAAGACAGAAUCAGCUGAGCCUAUAGCUCAUAUGACAAUUUCCUGUAUUUUAAAACUGGCAAAAUGAGACAAUCAGUGUCUAAACAAUCUUCAAGAGCCUGUUUUGGAGGCUUGUCAUUUUUAAAAUACCCAUUAUCUUUCCUGUGCUGUGACUUCUAAACACAUGAUAUGAAUUGAGGCUAAUGCAGGGAGUUCUCAGUAGGAUAUCAAGAGGUUCUUAUUUUUAAAUAUUUUUAAAUAUUCUCUAGGACAGGAAUAUCUGUAUUGAGUUGACUGCUCUUGUACAUUAUAUAUGCUGGUUUUACUUGGAAUAAAGAAGCCAUACCAAGUAAAUCCCGGUGUUACUGAAAGAUCAUGUGCUCUUGUUAAGUUCUUUUAAAAUUCUGGAUCUAUUUAUCUGAAAAUUGCCUAUUACCAAAUAUCCAAAAUUUCCUUCAUGAAAUCUUCACGCUAAUGUUCCAUGUCUAUAUCAAGAUCUUCUUAAUAACUAUUAAAACCAUUAUUCUCAGGGCUUAAUCUGGCUGCUGCUUACAAUUUUGGUAUGACAUUUUUUGUAGCCUUCUGACGUUAUUGCAAGUAGUCUUUUAUGUAGACCAUCAUUUCUAGAACUCUCAAAAUUCUACGUGGUUAAUGGAAGUUGCUUUCUGCUUCCUUAUGAUUUUAUUAAUAUAAAUUGUUUAAUAAAUAACAUGUACUGGAAAACUGUCA
Erinaceus europaeus (western European hedgehog) is the source of this 6316-nucleotide messenger RNA. It is a transcript of the gene ATP10D, whose product is annotated as ATPase phospholipid transporting 10D (putative). Bases 486 to 4646 code for a protein of 1386 amino acids. Gene Ontology annotation, cellular component: plasma membrane. The transcript has 25 exons. Gene Ontology annotation, molecular function: ATP binding; ATP hydrolysis activity; ATPase-coupled intramembrane lipid carrier activity. NCBI's taxonomy places the organism in Eukaryota, Metazoa, Chordata, Mammalia, Eulipotyphla, Erinaceidae. The record is from RefSeq and is a predicted model, not a curated record. Gene Ontology annotation, biological process: phospholipid translocation.